Messenger RNA from Neohortaea acidophila, 1933 nucleotides. Its product is annotated as permease for cytosine/purines, uracil, thiamine, allantoin-domain-containing protein. NCBI's taxonomy places the organism in Eukaryota, Fungi, Ascomycota, Dothideomycetes, Mycosphaerellales, Teratosphaeriaceae. Gene Ontology annotation, biological process: transmembrane transport. Gene Ontology annotation, molecular function: transmembrane transporter activity. The coding region runs from base 128 to 1750 and encodes 540 amino acids. Gene Ontology annotation, cellular component: plasma membrane; fungal-type vacuole membrane. The record is from RefSeq and is a predicted model, not a curated record. The transcript is spliced from 2 exons.
CGCGACCGUUCGUCGUCCCUCUCUCUCUCCCCCCCUCACUCACCGUCCUUUGUGUGUUUCCUCUACUCCACUCCACUCCCGACCUUCCCACCCCACCCCUCUCUGGGUAUCUAUCACAGAAGGAAACAUGGAUUUGGAAAAGGGUGGCCACGGCACGCCGGAGAUCCUCUCCCAGACGCCCCCGGAUAAGCUGCAGCGUCCAUUGACCGCCGACGAGAAGCUUGCCGCCACGACCAUCGACAUCGACUCCCGCGGUUCCAAUACGUCCAAAGAUAUCGAAUACAAUGGCCUCUCCGCCCACCAAGGCAAUGGCAUCCUCGCCAGACUGCGUCGUUUCGAGGAGUCGCUCGACCGCCGGCUCGGCGUCGAGUCGCAAGCCAUCGACCGCAAACUCCCCGAGGAGCGUGCCGGUGUGAGCUGGUGGGAUCAAGUCAACAUGGCCUUCCUGUGGUCGUCGGGCGUGCUGAACAUCAGCUGCUUCGCCACCGGUUUCCUCGGCUUCUUCUUCUCCCUCUCCCUCAAACAGACCAUCCUCAUCGUCAUCUUCGGCUCUUUCCUCGGCUCCUCCCUCACCGGCUUCUGUGCCACCUUUGGCGCUCCCAUGGGUCUGCGACAAAUCUCCGUCUCUCGUUACUCCAUGGGCUGGUACCCCAACAAGGUCAUCGCUCUGCUCAAUUCCAUCCAGAACUUAGGGUGGAGCGCCGUUGCUUGCAUCACCGGUGGUCUUGCUCUGGAAGCCGUGUCGAACGGCCAUGUCUCUGUCGAGGUCGGCAUUGUCGUCAUCGCCGUCGUUAGCUUCGUCGUCUCCUUCGUCGGCCUCCGCGCCAUUCUCGUCUACGAGAAGUACGCGUGGUUCGUCUUCUUCAUCGUCUUCAUGAUCAUCUUCGGCGAGACCGCGCCCUACUACGACAACACCACCCCCGCCAGCGUCACCGGUGCCACUCUCAGCGGCCAGGUCCUGACUCUGCUUGCCAUCAUCUACGGCUCUUCCGCCUCCUGGUCGACCUGCGCGUCCGACUACUACGUGCACUACCCGCCCAACGUCUCGCGCGUCAAGGUCUUCCUCAUGACCACCUGCGGUAUCGCCAUCCCCACCAGCAUCGGCAUGACCGCCGGCGCCUGCGUGGCGUCCGCGUUCAACAACGUCCCCGCCUGGGCCAAGGCCGACGACCGCGGCCUCGGCUUCCUCAUCCAAACCAUGCUCUACCCCCGUGGCUUCGCCGACUUCAUCCUCGUCCUGCUCGUGCUCUCGGGCAUCAACAACAGCAUCAUCAGCGUGUACAGCUCGGCCAUCUCCUUCCAGCAGCUCGCGCGCCCCUUCGCCCUCAUCCCCCGCUUCCUGUGGAACAUCCUGUGCUUCUGCAUCGUCAUCGCCCUCGCCUCCGCCAGCCGCAACAGCCUCCUGACCUACCUCCAAGACUUCCUGUCUCUCCUCGGCUACUGGUGCACCAGCUACGUCGUCAUCGUCUUCUCCGAGCACUUCAUCUUCCGCAAGGGCGACUUCAAGAACUACAAUCUCGAGGGCUGGAACGACCCCGCCGUCCUCCCGCACGGUUUCGCAGCCGGCGCUUCUUGGGUCCUGGGUGCGGUUGCGUGGAUUCUCGGCAUGAACGCGACUUGGUUCAUCAGCCCUAUUGCAAAGACCAUUGGCGCCCACGGCGGCGAUGUCGCCAACGAGCUCACCCUUGUUGUCACCGCGCUGGCCUUCAUCCCGCUGCGUGCCAUGGAGUUGAAGUAUUUCGGAAAAUAAGCGUAUCGUGCAAAAGUUUCCGCCGGCGGCGUGAAGGCUGGCAUGGGUUGUAUAUGUAGCCUCGUGACUUGCUCAGUUGCGGCUAGCAAACGUAAUGCAUUUUUAUGAAGUUGUUCAAGAGAAGUAGACUUGCGAUCAGUGCCUCUCACACGAUGACUGCGUAAUCUAAGAAUGUAAACGCCC